Messenger RNA from Diabrotica balteata, 921 nucleotides. The record is from the annotation of a GenBank genome assembly. NCBI's taxonomy places the organism in Eukaryota, Metazoa, Arthropoda, Insecta, Coleoptera, Chrysomelidae.
AUGGAGUUGCAAUUUAUGUUUAACGAGAAUACGACUUAUACUGAUAGUAGUACAUACCCUGGUACUUUAAACAAUGUUGAUUUGGAAUUGGCAAUUGACAUGGUUCCGGCUUACAUAUUAAUGCGUCCUCCUCAUACAGUUAACGUUGAAACAACAUCCCACAAAGAACAAGACAUACUAAGAGAUCCUUUGGAAGUUACAAACACAGAUGAAACAAACACAGAUGAAACAUAUACAGAUGAAACAAACACAGGUGAAACAAACACAGAUAAAACAAAAACAAAUGAAACAAAAACAAAUAGAGAAAAACCAGAAAGUAAAAAAUCAACGUCUAAAGAGAAUACCGGACCUAAAAUAAUUGAGAAAUAUAAAAAUCCAUUUGAUUAUUUUGUAUUUGAGAAUAAUCUACUGUCUGCAUAUGCAUUGAAGAAAAGAUCAUUGGUAGAAAAAGAGAUGCAAACUGCAUCGACCAAUGAUGUUCUAUGGGACUGUAAGAUUUGUUGUAAAGAACAUGAUUGCAAAGAGAGUUUAUUUGAUCAUUAUGAGAUGCAUAAAAUAGUAGCAGAUCAAUUAGAAGAUAAAAGUGAAGAUAAAGAAGAAACUGAUGAUAACUUCACGUUAAUGGAUUCCGAUAAAGAUGACGAAAAAGUUACUUGCGACCUUUGUCUGCUUACUUUUAAAAAUAAAUGCAGCUAUUACGGUCACAUCCAACGAGCCCACAGGAUAAAAGAUAACUACUGCGAAAUCUGUAAGCGAAACUAUGCGAAUGAGUACAGCUUGAGCAUCCACAAUGCCACACACAGUUCUGAUCCCAAAACAUUCGUUUGCGUCGUUUGUAAAAAUUUUAGUACUCAAAUUACAGAUUCCUUAUUUUUACAUAUUCGUUCAGAACACGUUUUACGAAAAUACGACUUAUACUGA